UUUUCCUCCGCUCGUGAAUUUGUUCGCGUUCGCCAUGGUUUCGUCGACGAGGGGGCAGAGGAUAGGCGGGGGUACAGGUGCCGCGAUUGCACAGCGGGAGCCUGGAAGGAAGGCAGUGGUGAUUCAAUAGCGGAGACAUCGAUCCCAUGGUCGCUCAGGCUGAAGAUGUGUAUAGAGUAUCGACAAGAAUUUGGGUGCAUAAGAAGGGGCUGGGCCUAUGUGGCUAUGUGUACGUCAUUUCCGAAUCAGAACCUGUUGUGGAGAUAUAUCACUUUCGUGUCUGAUGAAGCUGAACAAACGCUUGCUACUUUUCCAUCGAAUAUGCAAUCUUUAAGCCUUGGCCACAAUGCAAAAGCUAUCAAUCUGUGUAAGGUGAUCUAUUGUUCAGAAAGGUGCAACCAGUGUUUCUCUGUUGGUGUGUUACUCAGCACGCCAAAGUUAAGGGUUCUCGCACUAUCGAAGGCUGAUUCAACUGUCACAAGUUCAUUGAAAGAUGCCAUUGUCCACUAUCUUCCCUACAACCUAAAUGAGCUGAGUCAUGCGUACAUGCUACCGGGUACAGAUCUACAUGGUACAUGGAAGGGUAAUAUCGAGGAAAGGAUUAAGGAUACUUGCACUUGAUGAAUAUGGGGAACCAACUACAUAAACAAGGAACAUAAUAUACCAAGAAGUACUUGAUAAUCUCUAGAAAUAUUGUUUCAUCUGGCUCUCAAUUGCAAGUGGCAAGUAAGGUUACUUGUGACCGCCUGUCCAUGUUUGCCAAGGCUUCAGAUAAGUCGUUUACCCUAUAAUCCAAAUUCAGCUCCAGUGAUUGAGUAUGUACUAGAUCCUUUUGGAUUAGUGAGAUCACAUGACACGUACAGAUGCACUGUAUGAUGUACUGACAUGCAAGUCAGACCAAUUACAUUACGAAUCAAGAUCAUGCCACUGCGAUUAACAGAUUCAACAUAAAUUUCAAGGGGCAGUGGUUGCAAAAUCCUUGACCUGUCCAUAUAGGCUGGGACAGCUCUAGAGACUGAAGGUUUUGUUUAAGCGAUGCGAUUUCUGUUGAAUGGCAGCGUUAUGUUUCUCUGUGUGUCUGUACUCUGUAACCAACAGAGUGAACCCUACCUUCUGUUUUAACUAAGUUUGUGUAACUCCAGAUUGAUGUAACCAGUUCACUAACCAAUUGAUCAAUCAU
Molecule: messenger RNA, 1180 nt
Organism: Lolium rigidum
Lineage: Eukaryota; Viridiplantae; Streptophyta; Magnoliopsida; Poales; Poaceae
Exons: 7
Coding region: 166-621 (151 amino acids)
Source: RefSeq, a predicted model, not a curated record